UUCAGCACCACUGACAAUCCGCAGAUUCAUGGGAAGAAGUUUGGGGGCGUAGGCAAAGAAUAGCGUGCAGCAGGAGAAAAGGUGGGGAAUGCUUGAAGGGGAAUGAUUCAGAGCCGACGCAGCUCUCUGGCGAUAGGGCUGGUGAAAGAAAAGAUAUGGUCUUGCAGUGCAGGUUGUCGCCUUUUUUGCUCUCGCUUCCUGCUCCUCAGCCUGUUUCUCACAAUCCCAUGUUUUGACCCUCUUCCACUCAAGCACGACAAAGUUGACUUCAUACUCCCCCUCAGUCGCAGGCAGAUGCGACGCGUUUUAUGAACACUGAAAGGACACUUGAAUGGAUCAACCUGUACGGGGAAAGCGAUGUUCUACCAGAAAGGAUUGUCGUCUAGACACUGGCUCACACAUACUGAUCGUCGAGAUACGUCGAAAGAUGACUGAUGUGUUCAGUCGCACACUUGACAUCUACAGCUCUGACAAUCCUAUCUCGUCUACUUACACACAUCGCACCCUCGACAUGUCGGACUCCUCUGCCAAACGCUCUCAGAUCAACAUCCCUCGACUCCCUCCCGUCAUUACCAUUACGCCGGCCACGCUACCUUCUCCCCAGAAUCUUCCACCCACCCCGGAUUCUCUACAAUCUCCCAAACACGAUGAGAAGAAGAGCUCUUCUCCUUCGCUACCUGCAACUGCCAAGUCCGCAUCUCCAAGCCCUAUCAGAGGUAUCCUCCCGAUCCUCACUGAUCGGUACGAUGAGCCAAGCUCCCUCUUGAUCCCCUUGACUCGACAUCUGCAGCUUCUUCAUCCUCAAACGCCAACUCCUGUCAUAGAAUUCGUGGCCACUCGAUUGAUCUCUCAUGAUCGUCCCUACGGUCACAGUGGACCUUGGAAGCCUCUCGGAGGUGAUGGAGAGGACAUCGACUUGUCUGCCGCUGGCAUCGGAAGAGAGGCUUGUAAAGGGUUCGAGCAGAGGGAGAAUGGGAGGGGAAGAGAGUUGGACCGGAAGUUGGAAGGUAUGUAUAGGAUUGCUAGGGAGAGCUGGAAUAGACUAGAUGACAUGGCUCCCUGCGGAGGAAGGUAAGGGCACACCACGCCCCCAUACAGUAGGCUAGGUGGCAGAUCCAUGAAUAUCACUUUCAAGCAAAUUUCUUAGUAACCCUCCUGCCCUGUGUGAGUCCCGCCUUUC
Kockovaella imperatae is the source of this 1180-nucleotide messenger RNA. RefSeq lists its product as hypothetical. The transcript has a single exon. NCBI's taxonomy places the organism in Eukaryota, Fungi, Basidiomycota, Tremellomycetes, Tremellales, Cuniculitremaceae. The record is from RefSeq and is a predicted model, not a curated record. The coding region runs from base 332 to 1075 and encodes 247 amino acids.